Messenger RNA from Thelazia callipaeda (thelaziosis nematode), 1149 nucleotides. The record is from the annotation of a GenBank genome assembly. Lineage: Eukaryota; Metazoa; Nematoda; Chromadorea; Rhabditida; Thelaziidae.
AUGCAAUGUUCGCUGAAUAGAGAAGAUGAAUGGCUUGAAUGUGGCUCAGCACAUUUGGAAAAUAUCGAACUUGAAGUUCGGUUGCCAUACCGAUCAAAAUAUUUAUAUCUAAUAGAUGAAAGAAGGAAUUUUUUGAAAAAACACGACGAAUAUACCAAAAGGUUAUUUUUUUUGUGGCUGAAUGAAAACAAAUGUGGCUGUUACGGUAGUUUUGCAUUCUUCGGUGAAGAUGACUUAAGCGGUUGCAUUUUCAUGGUUGAUUUUAAACAAAAACUUGCAAGGUAUCAACUUAAUGAGUCACCUAAUCAGCCUGGCUUCGGUCAAAGUAUUAUUUUAUCGUAUACAAAGUUAUUGGAUGCAAAUAUGAUAAAAAUUGCCGAUUUUCCCAAUAAACAAAAGAUAUCACUAAAGAAAAAUUACGGUAGGAAGUUCAAUGCUAAUUCAGAAAUGAUUGGACCAAUCAGUUCUUCGGGAAUGCUUCUUAAAAGCUAUUACGGUUUUCUUAAUGUAUACAGUAUUGACUUCAGCAAAAAGAAUACCAGUACAAAUAUGAUAAAUAGAUUUGAAAUGAUACGUAGUGGUAUUAACAGUUUGCAACUCUCAUGUAAGGAAAGUAAUAAGACUCAAGAUAAUCCAUUAUUAGCAAAAAAUAUUUCCUCCAUCGCUCGUGCUGGAGAUCCAGUGGUAUUCCAUGACCAACGCCCAUCUGAUUGGAAUUGUGAUCCAGAAACUGUUUAUGCAUGGGGAAAUAUUUCUUCGGUUAUGAAGAUUUUUCUCACUCCAUUGAGUGUCGAAGUGAUGCAACGAUUAGUGGAAAGAGCAGAAAUGAUGCUAACCGCAAUCCAUCCAGAUUCCAUUGUGCAUCAUGCAUACGCUUCUUGCGCAUCGAAAUGUCAUCAACAACCUUUGACCCAGAAAAGCUCUACUAUAACUCAAAGUUCCUUACCUCCUGCAAUUAGUGCUAAUAUUGGUUUGCCACCUUUAUCUCUCACAUUUUUCCAAGGAGCAACUAUUGAUAAUACGAUUACAAGAGGUGCAAAAGAAGAAAGUUACACUCGCAGUACUACGGUCGAUUCUACUGUAGCACUAAUUCACGGAGAUGCGUGUCACUUUCGCAUAUUUACACGCGAUCAAAACGAUUUUAUUUGA